Molecule: messenger RNA, 459 nt
Organism: Kwoniella mangroviensis CBS 8507
Lineage: Eukaryota; Fungi; Basidiomycota; Tremellomycetes; Tremellales; Cryptococcaceae
Exons: 3
Coding region: 1-459 (152 amino acids)
Source: RefSeq, a predicted model, not a curated record
AUGGGCGUCACCUCGGAGAACUUCACAGUCAAAAUAUCAGUGAUCUCACGAAAAGAGCCACCGAUUCCUCCAAAUCAAUCAUGGCUGAAAAUAUCAAGCGCUACAAAAGUGGACUUCGCAUCCUUACCCGAACACGAAAGUACAGUAUCGGGGUACGGUACGGAAAAGCGAUACGACGCAAGAGAAAGACAAAAGAGAUGGCACGGGUACAUACGUGAGAUAGAGAGUGCUUUGACCAGUGCGACCGAGCAACAGAUAAGCACAUCAGCUGAGGGAACAAAUACGUCCACAUUUGAAUCUCCAGUCCCUAGCAGAACAGUCGAAGAGGAUAAGCAAGCCACGAAGCAAAUUCUCGGCGAAAUUGUCAACAAGUUUGGUAAAGAAUGGACUCUAUCCGAGACUCAAGCUUUAUCUGCCAGUUCCAGUGAAACUGUCUGGUGUUCAACUGGCAGACAUUGA